Prorocentrum cordatum is the source of this 1758-nucleotide messenger RNA. NCBI's taxonomy places the organism in Eukaryota, Dinophyceae, Prorocentrales, Prorocentraceae. The record is from the annotation of a GenBank genome assembly.
GCUGUCUACACCAUGCGAGAGCUGGCGCCCGCGUUCAGGGACAAGGGAGCCCCGACGGCGCGAGCUAUGGCAACAGAGUCGGCGGCGAGUCUCCUGCAGGACCUGACCCGCAUCGUCAGCAGGGACUCGUGCGAGGCAAGUGCCCAGGACGUGAUCCAGAGCAGGUCCAUCAAGGAUGCGAUGAUCCAGAAGUGGGCCUUCGUUCCGCUCCACCAGUGCGCCGUGGAGCUGAAGGCCCCGUGGUCCCACAUCUUCGAGACCAUCCUGGACUGCCUGAUGGAGCCGCGGAAGCUGCCAGAGCACCUGGAAUAUCUCCAGCAUUGGCAGCAGGUCGCGGCUGGCGAGGCAGACGAGGCGAGGCAGUGCGAGAUUAAGGAGUCCACCAAGUCCUGGCGGGCAUGGGUUGAGAGUCGCAGCGAGAAGUCCGCGGGGGCCCUGCAUAAGUGGACCGAGCCGAAGGCCCCGUGGGAGCCCAUGGCACCACCGAAGGCGAGCGAGCCUCCAGAGACGGCCCCCGCGGGCGAGACGGCCAAGCACGUCGCCCUGAUGGGCCCGCAGACGGCCGCCAACAUAGCGCUGCAGGAGAGGGAGAGCACAUGGCAGCACAAGGUCGACUGGGCGGCGCCAUGGUUCGAGCCGCUCGCGGCGAACGAGCCCGCGCUGCCGCCGAUUCUCGGCCACCGCGCGCUGCACUCCUGCAGGGCGUUCUCCCCCAAGACGGGCCUGGGCGAGUCCAACGUCCACCCCGGGCUCUGGGCCCAAGGGCCAGCUGUGGGCCUAGCGGGCCUGGCCAGCACCCUGAACUGCAUCGAGCGUGGCUCUGACUGGCCCGUCGCACAGCAGUGCGUCAUCUUCUGGCUGCAGCCCAAGCCCAAGGGCGGCACGAGAAACUUGGGGCUCCUCCCCGAGCUCGCGCGAGUAUGGGGGAAGAUCAGGCGCCCCGAGAUCCAGAAGUGGCAGAACAAAAAUCCACGUGCCUAUGAGUGGGCCGCGAACGGCAGGUCGGCCGAACGCACGGCCUGGAUGCAGGGAUCCAUGUUCGGCCCGCUGUGUCUGCCCCUCGUUCUCAUCGGCGCCAUCGGCGACCUGUGCGUCGCCAACCCGAGGGCAGACAUGUGCCUCUACUUCGACGACCUUGCGGCGUCGACCCGAGGCGACGCGGCCGCCGUGGCGGCGAUCCACGCCAAGCUGACCGACGAGAUCGCCUUCGUCUUCGAGCAGGUGCUUCAGCUGCAGGUCUCGAGGGGCAAGGACGGCAAGACUGUCGUCGCGGCCUCCCAUGGCAGCGUGGAGCGGCAGCUUGGCAGGCAGAGCAAGCAGAUGGGCAUCCAGGUGGUGCGAGAGGCCGCGCAUUUGGGCGUGACCCAGUCAGCUGCGCGGCGGCGCCGUGUCGGAGCCCAGUCCAAGCGGAUCAUGAAGGCCAAGGUCAGGAGCUGGAAAAUCCAGCGGGUCAAGGCAGCAGGAGGCGCAGCGGAUAAGGUGGUCAAGCUCGGGAUCGUGCCGUCGGAGCUCUACGGCACGCGCGUCCAAGGCGCCCCUGACACGCUGAUCGCCAAGCUGAGGCAGCCGGUGGCGGCGGCCUUCCCAACGCUGCAACAGGGGCAGGACGCCGACCCCGCCGUGCUCGCCAACGCGGGGCCCAUCGUGGCGUGGGCCAGUGCGUGGCAGGAGGCGACGGACGUGGCCACGCGCGACCUCCUGGUGGCGGCCUGGCGCUCGUGGUGCGAGGGCCAGCAGGCGCGUUCAUUGCCACCGUAA